Labrus bergylta (ballan wrasse) is the source of this 1619-nucleotide messenger RNA. RefSeq names its product complement factor H-like. NCBI's taxonomy places the organism in Eukaryota, Metazoa, Chordata, Actinopteri, Labriformes, Labridae. The record is from RefSeq and is a predicted model, not a curated record.
GCUGCAGCUGAGGGAACACACACACAGGGACUCAGCAGAGAAAACAGAGCUUAUCAUAAAGGCUACACUUGUGCGUGUCACUGCUUGGCUGUAGGUUGAAAUGCGAUCGACUCUUAUCCUUUUGUUUCUCCAGCUGUGGGGGAAUGUUAAAGUUUCCUUGUCACAGAACGACUGUUCACAGCUCCCAGAUAUUCCUCACGCCCAUGUCUCAGACAACACCAAAAAAGAUGAAUAUCAGCAAGGAAAUGUGAUUCGCUUUACUUGUGAAAUAGGAUAUAUAUCAGGUCCCCCCAUCAGAUAUGUGUGCUCAGAAAGUGGCUGGAUAGCAGUCCAUGAAGGAACCUGCUACUUAAAGCCAUGUGAACUUCCUGAUGAUACUCCCAACGGCUACUAUGAAAUAAUCAAGGGUGCAGACUUUGUUUUUGGAACAACGAUCAAAUACUUUUGUAACAGAGGGUAUCAGAUGGUGAGCAAGGAAGACACAAGGACAUGUUUGCUGGACAGAUGGACCAAUCACGUGCCAAUAUGUGGUCCUGUGAGCUGUGAGCAUCCGCCGGCAGAUGGACGGAUUACAGUAAAAGGUUUUUAUGAAAAUCAAGAGCUCAUACUUCCUGACCGUUUCCUCACGUUCAGCUGUGAUGAUCCUAGGACUUAUCUUAACGGCAGUUCAGUGCUGAUAUGUGGUCAUGAAGGGGAGUGGGACCAUCCAUUUCCUACUUGUGAAGAUAUAACUUGUACUGUUGGCGAGAUGGAUCCCCGUCUCACUGUAACUGGACCAAUCAUUGCAAAUAAAACCUAUAACGUUGGACAUAAUCUACGGUUCCAGUGCGAUGAUCAAUACUCACUGCAGGGGCCAGAAGUCAUCGAAUGUUUACAAAAUGGGCAGUGGAAUAAAGCCUUUCCAACAUGCACUGACACAUGCAAGUUCACAGUGUUACCACCCGGCAUACGCAUCACCCCGCCUCGACCACGGAACAACCAAGUAAGACAAGGACAAAAAAUCAACUUCGAAUGUCCCAGCAAUCAGCACGGACACGUUCUUCAAGGGAACAUGAUGGUUGAAUGUUUAGCUGGCGGACAGUGGAGUGAUCAGUUCCCAACAUGCGGACCUCCUAAAGGCUGUGGGAGACCACCACCCCUUGCAAAUGGAGACACCAAGAACAGUGCCCACUCUAAGUACAGACACAACGACUGGGUUGAGUAUGACUGUCAGCAUUUAUAUACCAUGAAUGGCAGACCUUAUAAAACCUGCAAGAAUGGUGAAUGGACUGGACAGAUGAAAUGCCUCAGGCCCUGCACUGUGACCAGAGAAACCAUGAAUAGAUACAAUAUUCGCUUCACACACUCUAAUGAAGAGAAGCUGUAUGCACCUCAUAAUGACAGAAUAACAUUCAGUUGUACCUAUGGAAGACGACCUGUCGGUUCAGUGGGUAUGCAUCAAGUUUGUAAUGAUGGUGUUAUACACCUUCCCUCCUGCCAGUAAAGUUUUUUUUUUGAGGAAUUUACAUUAUUAACUAGAGGACACAGCAGGCAGGAUAAAAAAUAUUCUCAAAAUGAACUUCUUCUGAUUCUUUUGUGUCUUGGUUGUGACAAUUUGAAUAAAAAUCAGUGUUCACUCA